This is a messenger RNA of Laetiporus sulphureus 93-53, 1838 nucleotides long. Its product is annotated as MFS general substrate transporter. Gene Ontology annotation, biological process: transmembrane transport. Lineage: Eukaryota; Fungi; Basidiomycota; Agaricomycetes; Polyporales; Laetiporaceae. The coding region runs from base 137 to 1744 and encodes 535 amino acids. The record is from RefSeq and is a predicted model, not a curated record. Gene Ontology annotation, molecular function: transmembrane transporter activity. The transcript is spliced from 11 exons.
CCGUGAAUCAGAUCCACCAUCUCGAUAUCUGGCACGUCACCAUUCCUUCAUUAUAAGAUACCGGCCUGCUGAUUCCUCCUCCAGCCAGCUCCCUCUGCCAGCGUCCACCAGCUGCCCCGAGUGCUAGAGCCGCUAAAUGGUGGUCUUUUCCCUUUCCACCGCCAAAACGGGCGCGAGCAGCCGCGUUCUUGACGAGCACGAGCUCGCUAACGUCGGCCCCAGCCACGCCGCCCUCGAUGAUCGCAAGCUUCCCUACGUGAAUGACGACCCCGAAGCUCGCCCGCGCUCGCCCUUCCGCCUUCAUGACCCACAACGCGUCACGCCCCUCCCAAAGGCCCAGCUCUUCACCCUUUGUUCCGUCCGCCUCAUCGACCCCAUUGCCUUCACCCAGAUCUUCCCCUACGUGAACGAGAUGAUGGACCGCCUCCACCUCACCAAUGACCCCUCCAAGAUCGGCUUCUACAGCGGUUUGGUGGAGAGCAGCUUUGCCGUUUCGCAACUCUGCUGCAUUUAUCACUGGGCCCGCGUCUCUGAUAGGAUCGGCCGCCGCCCAGUCGUGCUGGCAGGCAUCUUGGGCAUUGGCGUCUCCACCAUUCUUCUUGGGCUCGCCCACAGCCUCGGCGGUGUCCUCCUCGCCAGAAGCGUUGCCGGCAUCUUUUCUGGGAACAUCGCCGUAAUACACUCCGUCCUCGGAGAGAUUACCGACGCGACCAACCAGGCGGUCGCGUUCCCUAUCUAUGGGCUCUUCUGGCCUUUGGGUGCAAUCAUCGGCCUAAAUCUUUUCUCGGCGCAUAGACCUCUGUUGGGCGGGACGUUCUCCAGACCCGCGGAACGUUUCCCCAGUUUCUUCGACUACGAGUUCCUCCGCGCCUAUCCGUACUUCCUGCCGUGCUUCGUCGCGGGAUGUCUUUCACUCGCCGGCGCGGCCCUGGUCUAUUUAUUCCUCGAAGAGACGUUGCCCAGCAAGCGGAACAACGGCGAGUACGUGCCGAUGAGGCAGGUGGGCUCCGAGCAUGGGACCGUCGAUCCUGAGAAGCCGGCGGAGCCUGCGGGCGUGCGUGCACUGCUAUCAAUACCGCUCGUCAAGGCAUUGUGCUUGAGUGGGUUUGCGCUGUCAUUUCUAAACACGGGGUUCGACGUGACAUUUGUCUUGUUCUCGUACUCCGCUAUUGAGCGCGGCGGGCUCAAUUUCGAGACGCACCAAAUUGGCUAUGCCCUUGCGAUGUCGGGCGCCGCCUCAGUCCUCCUCCAGCUCUUCUUCAUGCCUUACCUCCUGCGUCGUUUUGAUCAUGCGCGGAUGUACAACGCGUGCAUGGCACUUUGGCCGUUCUGCUACGUGCUCAUGCCUGGGCUUAACCUCAUCGCGCGAGCGGGCACGGCAGACGGCGUCGUAAUGAAUGCGGGUGCGAAGGCGAUGGUGUGGGUGGGGAUUGCGGGAUUGUUGGGGCUGGCGAGGACGGCAUGUCUGGCAUAUUCUGUGAGCAUGAUCCUUGUGAAGGAGGCUGCACCCGACCCAUCGUCACUUGGUGCGACAAACGGGCUCUGCCAAUUCUUCAUGUGCUUCGCGCGGUCGUUCAGCCCAGCGUUCGUGAGUUCGCUUUUUGCGUUUUCGAACGGGUUCGACUUCGUGCUCCUGCACUAUUUGUGGGUGCUCGUCAUGGUGAUCAUUUCGUUUCUCGGUACGACACUGUCGAGAAGGAUUGCUGAGGGGAGAAGAGUGAGGCCCGCGCUCGCUAGGGCUUAGACGCGGUACGUGGGUGGCUCCUACGACGGCGAUCAUGAUUGUGGCUGUCGAUGUCGAGCAGUGAGGUCAUCUCUUGGUAGGUAUGUAGACGAUU